Aspergillus neoniger CBS 115656 is the source of this 846-nucleotide messenger RNA. RefSeq names its product putative integral membrane protein. NCBI's taxonomy places the organism in Eukaryota, Fungi, Ascomycota, Eurotiomycetes, Eurotiales, Aspergillaceae. The coding region runs from base 153 to 653 and encodes 166 amino acids. The transcript has a single exon. The record is from RefSeq and is a predicted model, not a curated record.
CAGUAGCUCGUCUCACCCGGGAAACAGCCUCCCGACAUCCGGCUGCAUCUUACUCUUCUCUUCUUCUCUUCAAUCACCCAUACACCGUCUCACUCCUCUACUUUCUACAUACUCUUUACCCUCCAUCUCCAAAAUAGUACAACCAAAUCAAAAUGGCCUCCGGACUCAUCCUCAACCCCCACAACCUCCUCCGCGCCGCUCCCCUCAUCUCAUCUACCUGCACCCUCUGGUUCGCAUUCGACCAAGACCUGGUCCUAAACGUCUUCUUGCACCCGGACCACCGUCCCCGCAGCAACGAGAUCUUACCAUCCUAUUUCCGCGUGCUCUUCCGCCGCGGCGUUGUCCGCGUCCUAGGCCUCCUGGCCAUCUCCAUGGCGGGAGGCGGAUACAACAUUCUAAAGGAUCGUCGAUCAGGGGUAGUAGCGGGCCUCCAAUCAUCCUUGUCGUGGUAUGUAGCCGGCACAGCACUCGCCGCUAGUCAUUUGCUUUAUGUGCCUAUUAUUGCUCCGAAGGUGCUGGCCAUCAUGGAGGAUGAGUCAAAGGGUUCCUCGACGGUGGAUCUGGAGGGUUGGUUGACGAUUCAUCGGGUGAGGACUUGGACGGUGGAUUUUGCGGCGUGGGCUUGUUUUGCGGUGGGGGUGGGGUUGGCGUAGGUAGUUUGGGGAUUGGUUGGUAUGUAGACAGCUACUUUGAUGUACUCAUGUAAAAUAUGUGAUGGGAUUCAUUUCAGUUUCAUGUAGUCCUACUUCUCUGCAAUCUCCACCGCAUGCCAUAUACUUCGUAUACACCAAACAGCCCCAGGACCCACUUACACUUAGAUAUACAAAAACAUCUAUAUCUUUGACU